Molecule: messenger RNA, 1341 nt
Organism: Elgaria multicarinata webbii
Lineage: Eukaryota; Metazoa; Chordata; Lepidosauria; Squamata; Anguidae
Product: vesicle-trafficking protein SEC22b-B-like
Exons: 5
Coding region: 4-654 (216 amino acids)
Biological process (GO): retrograde vesicle-mediated transport, Golgi to endoplasmic reticulum; vesicle fusion with Golgi apparatus; endoplasmic reticulum to Golgi vesicle-mediated transport
Cellular component (GO): endoplasmic reticulum-Golgi intermediate compartment; Golgi membrane; ER to Golgi transport vesicle membrane
Molecular function (GO): SNAP receptor activity
Source: RefSeq, a predicted model, not a curated record
GCCAUGGUUCUGCUGACGAUGAUAAGCCGGAUCCAAGACGGGCUUCUCUUAGCAGCGUCCAUGCAAGAGACGGAGCAGUCAAACCGGAACUUCCAAGAAUAUCACAACCAAGCCAAGCAGCUCUUCCGUAAACUUGGGGACCAUUCGCCAAACCGGUGCUCCUUGCAAACCGGACCGAUGACUUUCCAUUAUCUCAUCAGCCAGGGCAUUUGCUACCUGACGCUGUGUGAAGCCGCAUACUCAAAGAAGCUGGCAUUCGCCUUCCUGGAGGAGCUGCAAGCCGAAUUCUGGGAGCUGUACGGGAAGAAGGUGGCCUCCGUAUCGCGGCCUUAUGCCUUCAUUGAGUUUGACCUUUAUAUCCAGAAGCUGAAGAAGUCCUACCUGGAUACCUGGUCCAAGCGCCACCUGAGCAACAUCAACAUGGAGCUACAGGACGUGCAGAAGAUCAUGGUCACCAACAUUGAAGAAGUGCUCCAGCGUGGGGAGGCCUUAUCAGCUCUGGAUUCCAAAGCCAGCAACUUGUCGACUCUCUCCAAGAAAUACCGCCACGAUGCCAAACUCCUCAGCAGCCGCUCCGCUUACGCCAAAGCUGCCGCCACCAGCCUGAUCUUCGUAGUGCUGAUGCUCUAUAUACGCUUUUGGUGGCUGGUGUGAUUGCGCCGCCUUUCCUUCCUUCCUUCCUUCCCGUCCCAGCUCUUCAGUCCUGCCUCGUCUGGGAUCGCACUCCCAUCUCGUCCAAGACAGAAUCGAGACCCGCGGCAGCGUCACCGCUGGGAGAAAUGUGAACCGUGGAAGCGUUCCGCUUGGUUAUGAAGGGGUGGUGAAUGAUUUUUAACGCUGCACUUUUGCCACCUUGUGGCCAAAACUGGAACGGCAAUCAUUUAGAUGUCCGGUAGAAUGACGGCUUAUUUAUAAUUGUUAAAAAAAAAAUUGCUUUUCAUGUAUAAAGUGUUUGACAUUGUUCUCUGUCUUCAAUAAAAGAGGGAAGGCAGAGAGGAGAGCAGCGCGUCCCUUGAGAGAUCCUAUGAGCAGCUUCCGCACGCAAAGUGUGCUGUGGUACCAUUAACAGAUUUAUGGUGGCAAAAGCUUCUAGCACGAUAAAUCUGUGAGUUUUUAAGAUACCACCAGUCUGGGUGUCUUUAGUGGAACAGACUAAAACAUGGGCAGGGGGACCCAACCCUACUGGGUUCCUCUGCCCAUGUUUCUUUUUGGUGGGGCUCCUUUACCUUUGACAGCAGAAAUUCAACAGGUCAACCUGCUGUAAUUGCAUCUCCGUGAUGGAAACCAACCACCUUUUGGUCUGCCUACCAACUAUUUGAGUUUCUCCUCAAAGGAAACUGG